UUAUAUGCCAGAUAAUCAAGGUUUUACUAGUGCCACCCUGAAAGGUGGGGUCUCUCAAAGCAACUAGUCACCAGAAUAGGGGUUUGGGAAGUCACAAUUUCUUAGGAUGCAUGAAUUUCAAUUUCUGCUACAAUCACUAGCCAGAAGCAAGCACCUUGAUUAUAGGGUGCCCUUAUAACUUACCAUUCGGACCUGGACUCUUGAGAGAAUUAAAAACCCACCCUAUUAAUAAUUAACAAAACAACGAAACCAAGACUCUUCCUGGAAAACCAAGACAUAUUGUUACCCUUCUUCAACUACACAAUGAUUCAGUGACAUCUGAAAUACUUGUCCACAGUUCUUAAUCGAGAGCAGAACUUUAUCUCCUGGUUCACACCACAGCUGGAUGUUCAAAUCUGUUUCCUACUGAUGGUAGUAACUAAUUUUUGUGGGCUCCAUGGAAAAAUAUUAAAAUAGUUAUUUAAAUAAAGUAGUACUGCUAUUCAUAUAUUUAUAGGAUUGCCCUAUAUUUUGAGAAAUUUCAAAUUAUUUUCCAAAUCCUUACUUUUCCUCCAGCCUCCUUUCAAUCCUUCCAUCCUUCUUUCUUUCAACAUAACUUGACAUCUAGUAGUGCUGUUAGCUUACUAUCUUCUUUUUUAAGAGGUAUUAUGAGAAUGAGUAUCAUUUAUUCAUUCAUUUAUUUUUAAAUAUGUGGACAUCUACUAUGUGCCGGGCACUACUUCUAGGUGCUCAGAAUUCUGCAGUACACAAAACAAGACAAAAUCUCCACCCUCAUAAGGCUGACAUUCCAGUGCAGGAGACAGGAAAACAAGUAAGUUAGCCAGGGAAGGUUUCAGAAAGAAAAAACCCAAAGUGAGAAAGCUAGCUUUGCUGAUACCAGCAAGAGAAUUCUACAGAGACUGAACAGCAAGUAUAAGGGCUUUGAAGGAAAGGCAUGUUCAAGGAAGAGCAAAAAGGCCACAUGGCUGGAACAGAGUGAACAAGGAAGAGAACAAAAGAAAAUGAGAAUGGAGAUGUAAUGGAGGAUCAGAUCACACAUGUUCUUAUACGUAAUAGUUAAGGCCUUUAGCUUUUUUUCUGGGUAAGAUGGGAAACUGUUGGAAGGUUUUCAACAGAAAAAUUAUAAGAAUUAUAAGUGAAAUUUUAACAGGGUUACUCUGGCAAUGUGCUAACAACAGACAGUAGGGAAGCAAAGCAGAAGCAGGGAGACUAGUUAAGAAGUGACUUUAAAAAACCAGGCAAAGGGUGGUCACAUGGAGCAGGAUGGUGGCAGAAGGAAUGGUGAUAAAUGGUCAAAUGUGGACACAUUUUGGGAGACAGAGCUAACAGGAUUUGCUGAGAGACCAUACAUACACUGGGUGUGAGACAAAGAGAAGAAUCAAGAAUGGCACCAAGGUUUCUGGUCCAAGCAAUGAGAAGAAUGGAGUUAGCAUUAACUGAGAUAGGGAAGGCUGCAGGAGAAGCUGGUUUGUGGCGGACCAUUAGAAGCUCAGUUAGAGACAUAUUAAGUUAGGGUUGCCUAUUAGACAUGUGGAUAUACAGUUGGAGCUGGAUAUACAGUUUUGGAGAUCAAGGAACAGGGCUUGGCCAGAGAUUAAACUGGGAGCUAUCAGGGAUGCCUAGGUCACUUAGUCAGUUAAGGUCAGACUCUUGAUUUCAGCUCAGGUCAUGAGUCUCAGGUCUGAGUUUGUGAGAUUGAGCCCUUCAUCGGGCUCUGCACUGACAGCAUGGAGCCUGCUUGGGAUUCUCUCUCUCCCUCUCUCUGCCCCUCCCCCACAUAGGUGCUGGUGCUCUCUCUAGCUCUCUCUCAAAAUAAAUAAAUAAAGUUAAAAAAAAAAAAAAAGAAUUGGGGCUUUGCAGACGCCACCACCCUGGAGCCGCCCAUGCUGCCCAGCCAUGGUCAACCCCACCAUGUUCAACAUCUCCAUGGAUGGUGAGCCCUUGGGCUCCAUCUCCUUCAAGCUGUUUGCAGACAAAGUUCCAAAAAUGGCAGAGAACUUCCAUGCUCUAAGCAUUGGGGAGAAAGGACUUGGUUAUAAAGGUUCCUGCUUUCACAGGAUUAUUCCAGGAUUUAUGCGCCAGGGUGGUGACUUCACAUGCCAUGAUGGCACUGGCGGCAGGUCCAUCUAUGGGGGGAAAUUUGAUGAUGAGAGUUUCAUCCUGAAGCACACAGGUCCUGGCAUCUUGUCCACGGCAAAUGCUGGACCCAACACAAACGGUUCCAAGUUUUUCACGUGCACUGCUAAGACUGAGUGGUUGGAUGGCAAGCACGUGGUGUCUGGCAAGUUGAAGGAGGGCAUGAACAUUGUGGAAGCCAUGAGGCAUUUUGGGUCCAGGAAUGGCAAGACCAGCAAGAAGAUCACUACUGCUGACUGUGGACAAAUCUAAAAAAUUUGACUUGUGUUUUACCUUAACUACUAGACCAUUCCUUCUGUAGCUUGGGAAAGCACCCCUCCACCCCCAUCUGUCAAAAUCUCCUAUAAUCUUUGUGUUCUUGCAGCAGUUUCACGGGUUCCAUGUUUUCCUUACUCCCCUCCAAGUCUAGCUGGAUUGCAGAGUGAAGAUUAUGAUAAUGAAAUAAAAGUUAAACAAUAACAACAACAAAAA
This is a messenger RNA of Acinonyx jubatus (cheetah), 2607 nucleotides long. RefSeq names its product peptidyl-prolyl cis-trans isomerase A-like. The coding region runs from base 1897 to 2388 and encodes 163 amino acids. NCBI's taxonomy places the organism in Eukaryota, Metazoa, Chordata, Mammalia, Carnivora, Felidae. Gene Ontology annotation, molecular function: peptidyl-prolyl cis-trans isomerase activity. The record is from RefSeq and is a predicted model, not a curated record. Gene Ontology annotation, biological process: protein peptidyl-prolyl isomerization; protein folding. The transcript has a single exon.